AUUCUUUCUCUUAUGCCGCUGUUGCUUUUUCUACGGAAUAUAGGCUCGUAAUCGCUAUAUGCUUGAGGUCAUAUCCAUUUCCGGACCUCUUUUGUUGUGCUGUUGCCAUGGUGACUCGUAAUAUCUUCACUCCAUUGAUCAGGGCUUUUUAUAGUCGCGCUUAACUCAAUCAACUCAGAGUUGCUUAAACCAACACUUCUGAGCUGUUCUGAAACCGAAAACCCCAGGUUUUCAAACUCAGUGUAAGUCAACUCAGAACUCAAGAAAGGGCAAAAAUGAAUUGGCAGGAAGAAGGUGAUAGAGGGAGUGGGAACACUAAUAGGAUGUAGUAGGAAGAGGAGGAGGGAUAAUCUGAUGAGCAGAAUGAGGUUUGGGCACACAGGUCUUAAUAGCACAAAGAAGAUAGUUAAAAAGCAUGAGACAGGAGAGUGUGAAUGUGGAGCUGAACAAACAGUAAUAGUCUAUUGCCCAAAGUAUCAGACUCAAAGGAAAAGGGUGAUAGAGUGCUUAAGAGUAAAUAAAACAAAGUUGAAUUGAAUAUAAUGAGGUGCUGCAGGGUAUAGAGCUGUUAUUAGGUGUUUGGAGGAGACAGGGCCGAAAAACCAAUAAUGGAACGUAUGCAUGUAACUGAAUGUAGAUACAGUAGGUGGCGGUAAUGCGCUGUAGGACGCACGCUGCCAUAAAAAAUAAAGGAAGAAGAAGGGUCAUCUGGGUUGUUAUUAUUCCGUCAGUAAAACGUCCGGUUCCGGGCUAUGAUCCGGUUCCAUAAUCUCCAGGUUCGCGUUCUUUCUCCUCCCUGAGGCUGAAGUGUAGUGGCCGGAAGCCGGUACAGAAACAGCUCCCUGAUCCAAAGCCGAACGAGUUCUGUCGUUAACCGGCCACGAACCUGAGACCAGAACCAUGAGUAGUAAAGUCCUCACAGUGCUGCAGGGGCUGGGUCCAGUCGGGUCUCCUGGUGCAGUCUCCUCUGUUAGCCGGUGCCGGAUGAGAGCUGGAGCCUCAUACGUCCAGUGUGGACGGUUCGGUUCCGGGUCCGUCAGAGGACUGACGGGUUCUGGGUCCGUCAGGGGACUGUCCGGGUUCGCGAGAGGCUCCAUGAACGUGUUCAACAGGACGAUGAAGAGGAGGCAGAAGAACUGGGCCGCGAGUCAACGGGACCGACAGCAGUACGACUACCUGAAGGACGAGGUCGGAGGUCGAGUGGCCGAUCGGGUUUAUGACGUCGCCAGGACGUUUCCUCUGGCGCUGGACAUCGGCGCUGGAAGAAGCCACAUUGCAGAACAUCUGAGCAAGGACGUUGUGCAGCGCCUGGUCCUCACUGACGCGUCAGAGGAGACUUUGAAACAGAGACGCCAGACUGAGGUCCAGACCCGGUGUGUCCUGGCUGACGAGGAGUUUCUGCCAUUCAAGGACAGUACCUUUGACCUGGUGCUGAGCAGCCUGAGCCUCCACUGGGUCAACGACCUGCCGGCCGCUCUCAGACAGAUCCACCAGGUGCUGAAGCCAGAUGGGGUUUUCAUCGGAGCGAUGGUGGGUGGGGACACUUUGUACGAGCUGCGCUGUUCCCUCCAGCUCGCAGAGACAGAGAGGGAGGGAGGAUUCUCCCCCCGCGUGUCCCCCUACACAGCCGUCACCGACCUGGGCAACCUGCUGGGCCAGGCUGGAUUCAACAUGCUCACUGUGGACGUUGACGAUGUUCAGGUUCAUUAUCCAGGCAUCACUGAGCUCAUGACUGAUUUACAAGGAAUGGGGGAGAGUAACUGUGCGUGGAACAGAAGGUUGCUGCUGCACAGAGACUCCAUGUUGGCGGCGGCAGCUAUUUACAAAGAGAUGUACGGGAGCGAGGACGGUUCCGUGCCUGCCACCUUCCAGAUCCUCCACAUGAUUGGCUGGAAGCCUCACCAGUCCCAGGCCAAACCAGCGAGACGAGGCUCAGCCACGGCGUCGUUUGGGGAUUUGUCAGCAUUCAACCAGAGGAGUGGGACGAAAGAGCCUCACACAAAUGGUCACAGAGGCGCUCAGUCAAGGCACCUGGUUCAUUUAUUCACUGCCUGCUGGGGGCGGUGGCAGCAAAACACCUGCAACCUGGGAACUGGACUUGGACCGGGUCCAUGGAGCCCGCUCUGCUCCACCAACAGCUUCGACGACAGUGGUGGAGCAGAGAAGUGUUUUCCUGUCUGUCCAGAUCAACACCUGAGCUGGAUUUCAACAAAUACCUUUUUAGAUUAUGUGUAGGAACAGAAACAGUGUGGACGGAGAUCUAAAAAAGGACAGGAGGAUAAGAAAGACAUGGAGAUGAUUGAGGAGGUGAAUGUGGCUGCAACGACGAGUCUAAGGAGAAACCGCUCCACUGCAGAUCAGAUUAGUGAUUCCCUGGUUUCAGUUCUUCAUCAACAGCAGCUACACUGAAUUAGUGAAUCAACUUCCUCCUUCUGAAAAACAUGCUUUAAAAUGAAGAAGCCGUUGAAAUACGGUUUCUGCUGAGAAAUGACUCAACCCUCAGACAUCCCAGAGACGUUGGACCUCGUCCCAGUUGACCUGGAACGACUGAGCUGUAGCUCCGUCUUAAAAUGUCAGAAUUCGCAGCUGUAAAUAUUUGAGUGUUUGGCCUCCAACCACAGGGUUGUUGGUUGUAUUCCUGCAUCUGCCAAAGCGAGCAAGAGACCUGAGCAGCUCUGAUCGUCAGCUCCUGGUUUUGAAGUAGAAGCUGGACUAGUAGAAGCAGAUUGCUGUGUUUCCUUUAACAGGAAGAACCUAUUGUUGAUGUGGCACUGAGUGAAAUAAAAAUGACUCGCAUGAGCCGUUUCAGAGAAGACACGAGAGCUGACAGGACAAUUCCCACAUGCAUCUGUGCAAUCAUGCUGCUCUGGAUCUGCUGGUUCCUCCACCUCCAAGUCCUACAUGGGUUGGAUCAGUACCCAGGAGAAGAUCAAAGAGGUUCUGAAAGAGUUCUUAUAAAUAAUCUUAGAAAUGUUUGUUGUGUCUUCAGCAGGUGGUUGUUCUGUACUGGGUCCACCAGCAGUUACGGGUCAGGAGAACGGGACAGCGGUUCUGUCCUGUCUAAUACCAGAGCAGAUGUAACAUGGACUCGUUUUAUCUGUGGUCAGCGUGUGACUCUUGUCUGUAGAAAAAAUGGACAUGAGAAGAAAAGUGUUGAACGCUUUGAGUCACGACCUAACGGGUCACUGGUUCUAGGCCAUGUUACCCGGUCCGAUGAGGGAAUGGAAAUGUUUAUCUGAAAGUGACCACAGAACCAGGACGGGUUCUUCAGUCUGAAAACACAAUCGCAGCAGGACGCGAUGGAGUGACUGUACAGCCAGACCAGAGAGGAACAGUUGCAGUAGGAGAACCAGAACCACGCUCACACUGGUGGAAAGUAACACUUGGUGUCAGUCUUGGUUCUGCUCUGGUGGCCUUGGUCUUCCUAGCUGUGAGAAGGCAGAGAACACAUGUGUAAUGGAGGUGAUCUACCAGGAGGUUGGCGGUGACAGCGUGGAGCUGGAGACAGAACCUGAUGACCCGAAGCUGCACUACUCAACCAUCAGCACCAGCUCCGCGGACGAGCGGACAACUGCGUCCAUUCACUGCUGCAGGUGUCGGAGGAAACGCCAGAUAGUUACUAAUAGUGUAUUGCCACUGUAUUUGCUAUUAUUAUGUUAUUAUACUAGUGUAAUUUCUAGCAUGUUACUUUAUUUUCUGCUUAUUUUCCAGCGGGAUUUAAUAAAGUUUCUUUUGAAGUUCU
Molecule: messenger RNA, 3742 nt
Organism: Betta splendens (Siamese fighting fish)
Lineage: Eukaryota; Metazoa; Chordata; Actinopteri; Anabantiformes; Osphronemidae
Gene: ndufaf5
Product: NADH:ubiquinone oxidoreductase complex assembly factor 5
Exons: 12
Coding region: 901-2235 (444 amino acids)
Biological process (GO): mitochondrial respiratory chain complex I assembly
Cellular component (GO): mitochondrion
Molecular function (GO): S-adenosylmethionine-dependent methyltransferase activity
Source: RefSeq, a predicted model, not a curated record